Molecule: messenger RNA, 3593 nt
Organism: Pyricularia oryzae 70-15
Lineage: Eukaryota; Fungi; Ascomycota; Sordariomycetes; Magnaporthales; Pyriculariaceae
Exons: 3
Coding region: 585-2852 (755 amino acids)
Source: RefSeq, a predicted model, not a curated record
CUCUUUCCCUCUUGUGUGCGUGAUAAUUCUAUCCUCACGGCGACACCAGCUCUAAUUCACGUCCUCGUCGACGACGGCAUUUGCCCUUACACUCAUUUCUAAAGUCUGCCUGCAGACGUUUCAUUCCUUCUUACAUUCCAACGACACGAUACGCUGACUCGGCUCUCGUAAUCAUUCAUUCAUUCACUCACUCACUCACACUCGGCUACUUUACCUCGCCAGCCUCACGAAACUUUUCACUCGCUUACCUUUUGUUGAAGACUACGGCCUAAUCUGAUCAUUCCCGAACGACCUAAUUCAACUGCUUUGCUAUCUCGGCUGAAUCUAAGGAGCCACAACCAAAGUGAUUGCUUCUGGGUGUUUCGCCAACUUUUAGUCCAAAUUGCGUCGAAAUAUUUCUGCUGUUGCAGGACCAAUAUCACCCUAUUCCGCGACCGAAAGCAGUAAACCGGGAAUCUCGCUGUACGGCUAUGCUUGAAUUAUAACGAUACCAGAAAGAUAAUACUUUUGCCUCCUGGCCUGGGUUCACCGUUCCGGGACAUAAUCUUUACAACAGGAAGGCUUGUAGUCUAAUCUCGGAGAAGAUGGUUGGAGUAACUGUUCACGAAGGUGAAUACCACUUGGGCUCUCGGAUGCCUGUGAUGGCUAGGGAUGCCAGCACACCGGCGCUACAGAUCGCUGCCGAUGGCCCUGGUUUUUUCAAGCGCCUGGUUGCCCGCCAGUCUUCCGACGACUGCGUCAAUGGUGAACCCUCGAAUCUUUGCGAGAAGCCUGUCACCAGCCAAACCCUAGCCCUUCCUAUAGCACUGGGAGUCACUAUCCCACUGGUUGCAUUGGUAGUAAUGCUCAUCUGGUUGCACCGCAAGAAUGUUCGCAGGCAGAGGCAAGAGGAUGCUAAUGACCCGCAUAAGUCACUCGACUUUGGCCUGGACAUGGGCCCGGGCAAGCGCAAGAGCAAGCUUUUUGGAGGAGAGAAACUUGGCGGCGGCCCUCACAACCGACAGAUCUCGAUGGACAUGAAUCUUUCGAGCCCUUACCUCCUGCCUCCCAACAUGCAGAAUUCCCGCGAGUCGAUCCAUUCCUUGGCCAAGACUCUGCACAACGAGGAUCCUUACCGUCACAUCACCCAGUACAACGCGAGCGAUGCCGGAUCUCUGCGUUCCUAUAAGGCCGGCGGCAUGGAUCGACCCAUAGGCCCCAAGAUCACGGUCCCUACCUCCCGUAAGGGUUCGCUGCAGGCAACCUCGCCGACAUCGACGAUUGGAUCUGUGCCCCCGCGUUACGAAGCAUCUCAGGACGAUUAUGUUAAGCCACCUCCCCCGGCAGCCCUGAAGUCCCCGACACAGGAUUCCACCCCCUACCCCGAUGACAAGUCGGGACCCCUCGCCACAGUUAUGCCCUCCGUUCCCGAGAUCCAGGAACCGAAACCUGCCUCAUUAUCAAAAGAAUCAUCGCAAGCUCCCAGCCUCGCGGCGGUCCCUCCUUCCUCGCCUUUGACAAUCUCGGCCCCGGAGAUCCCUAGCCCUUCCAACGACAACUACAAGGCCUUCAACUUCUCCCAAGACCCCGCCUACAGCCCUCCAACGCAGCCUCUGCCGCAGCUGCCUACCAUCAACACCGAGCUGGCCGCACCCGCCCCCCUCAACCUCGACCGUCAACCAAUGACUGCACCUAUCAUUGGCGAGGGUCAACACGCCGAGAACCUUGAGGAGCAGGUCGAGGAACGUGGAAGGUCACAGCAUCGCCGCCAAUCGUCCGAAUAUCCCCCAGAGCCUUCUCUGGCCAGCCUUGGUCUCCCGCAGCAAGACAACAAGCGCCUCUCAGUUGGUUUCCAGGACAACAAGAGGCACUCCGUCGGCUUCCGCCCGCUGCCUCCUAGCGAAGUCACGGAGUCCGAGGACCCAGAGACCAGGGCCAACCGUAUCCGAUCAUUUUACAAGGAGUACUUCGACGACAGCAAGAACGCAGACCCGAUGCCCCCACUGCAGGAGGGAUACAACUACCACCCAGGCAGUGGUCAGGGGAACAACCAGGGCGCCCAGUACUACGAAGACUACGACCAGAGCUACCUCAACGACGCCGCUUACUAUGACCCUGAUACCAAUUCAUUCGUCAUGCCAUACGCCCAGCCCGUCGCUCGUCGUGCCAUGACACCCCCUCCGUCUGGAUCUCGGUUCCCCGGGCCCAGGGGCGGCCCUCGGCGGCCCCACGCCGGUUCUAUUGGUGGAAUGAGCCUGCCAGGUCACCGCGGACCUCCUCGUCGUCCCGGAUCCGCUAAUUCAAACGGCCGAUGGGGUCCCAGCCCCAGGCCUGGAUCAUCUGCAUCCAACCCACACAACCGCGGCAGGGCUGGAAGUGCCAUGUCUGCCUCGAGGAAGCCAAUGCCGCCACCUGCAGCUCUGACUAGCCUCCCCAACCCCUCAAAGCUCCGCGAUGAUUCUUUUGCAAUCAUGGCUGCUGUUGAUUUCGCACCACCUUCCACCUUUAAGGACCAGGCUGUUGGCCGAUCGCAGAGCCCCGCUGGAGGAGAGAGGAUUGCUUAUCAGGCGCCUGCCAUUCACUCUCCCUUGGUGUCUGCAUUUGACGAAAUGGCAGCCCUCCCAAGCCCUCACCUCCUGAGGAAAUCUAGCACAUUCACCGGUCUUGAUUUCGCACCUCCCCGGAAGUUCAAGGAUGGGGACACGAUGAGCGACGCGGGCAGCAUCCGCAGCAACCGCAGUGGUAUCUCAGCCGUUCAGCUCGGUGCCAUUAGAAGCGGCGCUGGGCGUGUCAGCCGCCUGCCCGGCGACCAAAUCUUCACCAAGGCGGCCAUGGACGAAACUCUUAAGCCAUCAUGGAAGAUGCGCGACUAAGAGGCCACUAAUGGUUGUUUUUAUUCCGUUCGCUAAAAGCCAUGAUGAAGUUGUUCCUCGCCUCGCUUGCUCUUUCGCGCAUCAGCAUCGGAGUUUGUUUGUUUUUUUUUUGUUUUUUUUUUGGAUUGCACGACCUGGCCAUCUACAGACUACUUAGUCGUGGAUUUCUAUGCUCACGCCUCUCAUAUACCUUCCAUCGUCCUGCCAUUUGACCGAUGGGAUGAAUGUGAUGACACUGGGUAAUGUCUUGUUUUUUUUUCUUCUUAUUUUGACGUGUACAUAUCACAACCACUUGUGUCAAAAUCACGUGAAGAGGUGGCCUGACAAAACACCAAAAGGAUAGUCUCUGGGAUCAUUUUGUUUUCAUUUGACCUUGCUAGACACCAGCCUUUCCAUGGUUACUACUCUGUUAUGAAUUUUUCUUCUUUCUCCAUCACCGAAUAGACAGGGUACUCAUCAGUAAUUCGAGAGCGACUACUUUCUCGAUAUUAACUGUACAUAGAGAUUGGUUGGGACCCGCAUGGAAAUAACAACAAAAACAAAACAAAAAAAACAAUUCAAUGACACAAAGAGAUGCAAAAAAUCAGACGCGUUAAAGUCUAGAACUAGGUCUAGCUAUUCAUUGGACGAACUUUUGCACUAGGCGGUACAUGCCGUAAUUGAGCUCAUCAAAUUAUCUGAUCAUUACUCGUGCUAGACACCUUGCGUAGAAACCUAUCCCACAUGCCUUUUUUCCAGAAG